Symbiodinium sp. CCMP2592 is the source of this 1017-nucleotide messenger RNA. NCBI's taxonomy places the organism in Eukaryota, Dinophyceae, Suessiales, Symbiodiniaceae. The record is from the annotation of a GenBank genome assembly.
AUGGUGGCACUGGAGCUGCGCGUCUCCGGGCUCACUGGUCCCCUGUGUGACCUCACGCUAUGUGCACCCUGCACUGUGCAGGAUGUGAAGGAUGCCUUGCAGGAAAAGUUGGGCGUCCCAGUGCAGGAGCAGCGGCUUCUGUUGGGCAGCGAGGAGCCCGAUGCAAGCUUCCUUCUCUCUGCCGGUGGCCUGGAUGUUUCGUUGCUUCGCUGCCCGAAGCUGUCUUCCGAGAGCUGGGGGCAGUGGGCCGAAACUCUCCAAGAGGACGGAAUGGAGCUUGAUUUUGCUCCAGAGGAGGUCCAGGCAGAUCGUGAGCUGGUCACCCUGGCCGUCCAGCGUUGUGGCCAUGCUCUGGCGCUGGCUGCAGAGGAGAUUCGUGGCGACCGCGAUGUAGCCAUGGCUGCAGUAUCACAAGCUGGACUCGCUCUUUCCUUUGUAUCCACAGCUUUGAAGGCUGACAAGGAUCUGGUGCUGCGUGCAGUUCGGCAGAACGGCUUGGCCUUGCGCCACGCAUCAGCAGCCUUGCAGAAGGAUCCUGAUGUGGCCUUGGCGGCAGUGGAGCAGAAUGGCUAUGUUAUCGCAGAACCCGGUUUCGAUUCUGCCCUGCGCAAUGAUCCUCAAGUGGCUCAUGCUGCUGUCUCCUAUGAUGGCUGCACACUCAAGCACGUGGGAUCAGACUUGCGCAAAGAUCGUCAGCUGGUCCUCACAGCCGUGAAGUCCAACGGCAAUGCCAUACAAUGGGCAGAUGCCCGUUUCAGGUCCGAUCGGGAGGUGAUGAUGGCUGCAGUGCGAUAUCAUGGAACCUUGUUGCGGUGCGCUUCGGAGGAGCUCCGCAAUGAUCGGCAAGUCGUCUACCAGGCAAUCCUGGGACAUGGAUACGCCUUGUCGUCCGCCUCCGAGUCGCUUCGAUCAGACCCGGAGCUAAUCUCGCUGGCCUCGCGCCCGCACUCCCACAUACCGAUCCGACUGGAAGCGGGGAAAAUUGUGUACAUUGAGGAUGGCGACGAACGCAGCUGA